UCCUUUGAAUCACAUCAUUAAGGUGAAUAUAUAAAGAACUGGCGACCACGUUACUUCCUGCUGAAGACAGACGGAUCUUUCAUCGGCUACAAAGAGAAACCUCAGGAUGCAGACCUGCCCUACCCCCUGAAUAACUUCUCCGUAGCAAAAUGUCAGCUGAUGAAGACGGAGAGGCCGAAGCCAAACACCUUCAUCAUUCGCUGCCUCCAGUGGACCACCGUCAUCGAGAGGACCUUCCAUGUGGACUCGCCUGAUGAGAGAGAUGAGUGGACAGACGCCAUCCAAAUGGUGGCUGACAAGCUGCAAAGACAAGAGGAGGAAAGGAUCCAGUGCAGCCCAACAUCAAACAUCGACAACAUGGUCGAGGAGGAGAUGGACAUUUCCACGACGCACCACAAACGCAAGACAAUGAGUGACUUCGACUACCUGAAGCUUCUGGGAAAGGGAACCUUUGGUAAAGUGAUUCUUGUCCGGGAAAAGGCCAGCGGGAAAUAUUACGCCAUGAAGAUCCUCAAAAAAGAAGUCAUCAUAGCCAAGGAUGAAGUGGCUCACACACUCACAGAGAGCAGAGUGCUAAAAAACACCAGACACCCCUUUCUUACUUCACUGAAGUAUUCAUUCCAGACUAAAGACCGCCUCUGUUUCGUCAUGGAGUAUGUGAAUGGAGGAGAGCUGUUUUUCCAUUUGUCCAGAGAGCGAGUGUUCUCAGAGGAGCGCACGCGCUUCUACGGCGCCGAGAUCGUCUCAGCUCUCGACUACCUGCAUUCAGCCAAGAUUGUGUACCGGGACCUCAAGUUGGAAAACCUGAUGCUGGAUAAAGAUGGCCAUAUCAAGAUCACUGAUUUUGGCCUCUGCAAGGAGGGCAUCACAGACGCUGCUACCAUGAAGACCUUCUGUGGCACUCCAGAGUACCUCGCACCUGAGGUCCUGGAGGAUAAUGACUACGGUCGGGCGGUGGACUGGUGGGGUUUGGGCGUCGUGACCUACGAGAUGAUGUGUGGCCGACUGCCGUUCUACAACCAGGACCACGAGAAGCUGUUCGAGCUCAUCCUCAUGGAGGACAUCAAGUUCCCGCGCACCCUGUCGGCCGACGCCAAGUCCCUGUUGUCUGGCCUGCUCAUCAAAGACCCCAACAAACGGUGUGUGUCGAGCCUUAAACCCUUAACCCUUUGUGAAAACAUCCCCAGAUGUGGUCAGUACCAGCUCCACAACUGUGAGAAACGAACAACCUGAGCCUCCACGGAUGAUAGACAGUUGGGAGAAGUUUAAAACACAAUACAUCUCCUUAUCCUUACCAGAAAGCCAGAGGGAGAUUUUAAAAACUCCAGUGAAAAAUUUUACUUGUGCCUAAACAUCACUAAAAAACUGAGAACAAAAGCAGCCUCAUAAUAAAGAGUCAGUGGCUGAUGCUGUUGAACCUGAACCAUCGGUGUAGUGCUGCCUUUUUCUCAAAGUGAGGAAAUAAAGUAUUUCAAGUUUC
Molecule: messenger RNA, 1480 nt
Organism: Amphiprion ocellaris (clown anemonefish)
Lineage: Eukaryota; Metazoa; Chordata; Actinopteri; Pomacentridae
Product: RAC-gamma serine/threonine-protein kinase-like
Exons: 10
Coding region: 160-1233 (357 amino acids)
Biological process (GO): protein phosphorylation
Molecular function (GO): ATP binding; protein kinase activity
Source: RefSeq, a predicted model, not a curated record